AUGGCAUUCCAGCCAGGAGCAGGGUCAGGGGGACAGCCGAGUGAACCACGUGGGAAUCAGGACAAAGACAUGAAGGAUUUGUUCGACACAUUCAUUAGGAAAGAGGAGGGUGGUUCCACUAUUAUGGACCUCCCCACGCCGUUCAUCUUCACCCUGCGUGACGUCAAGCAGAAGGUCGUCCGCUUGCAGAGCAACAAUCUUGUGGCCGAGACCUCCAACUCUGACCCCGAGAAACUCAGCGUGGUGCCCAACCGGUUCGUACAGGGCAAACAGUAUCCCAUCAUCCUGGGCGUCCAGGGAGGAAGUAGCUGCCUGUCAUGCGGAACCUCGGCCCAACCCAAGCUGCAGCUGGAGAAUAAGCAAAUCAUGGAAUUAUUUGAAGACAAGGAGCAAGCCACUCGCUUCACUUUCCACAACAUUCCUGAAGGCAGCACCCACCGCUUCGAGUCGGCCGCCUACCCGGGCUGGUUUCUCUGCACCUCUCAGAAGAGCAGCGAGCCCAUCCACAUCACCAACCGCAUGGGUGAGACAGAGAUCACUGAGUUCUAUUUCAACAGGAUUCUGACCUAA
This is a messenger RNA of Terrapene triunguis (Three-toed box turtle), 570 nucleotides long. RefSeq names its product interleukin-36 receptor antagonist protein-like. Gene Ontology annotation, biological process: cellular response to lipopolysaccharide; inflammatory response to antigenic stimulus; positive regulation of gene expression. Lineage: Eukaryota; Metazoa; Chordata; Testudines; Emydidae. Gene Ontology annotation, molecular function: cytokine activity; interleukin-1 receptor binding. Bases 1 to 570 code for a protein of 189 amino acids. The transcript is spliced from 4 exons. The record is from RefSeq and is a predicted model, not a curated record.